This is a messenger RNA of Penaeus monodon (black tiger shrimp), 2097 nucleotides long. RefSeq lists its product as uncharacterized. The record is from RefSeq and is a predicted model, not a curated record. Lineage: Eukaryota; Metazoa; Arthropoda; Malacostraca; Decapoda; Penaeidae. Bases 165 to 1499 code for a protein of 444 amino acids. The transcript is spliced from 6 exons.
GUCAGCGUUGGUGUUCUCUGUCGGUCCCUCUGUUGUAGUUGUGUUUCAUCCCGUCGGUUAGUGUGGUGGCGCCGCUUGCUUGUUCGGCUGCAAGUGGACACCGAAGGGGGAAAAACAACGGAGUGUGAGCCGAGCGCAGAAGGAAGACAGCCGCCUCGGUCAAGAUGAGAAUCGUGCAGAUCGUCGCAUUAUGGGCGUGGGCGGUCGUGUGGGCGGGCGUGAGGGCGGACAUGUGCGACAGGAGGGACAGGAGGAACCUCAGGGGAUGGAAGGGGGACGUCGGGGACCUGCACUUCUUCCCCGGGGGGACGGCGAGGCUGCAGCUUCACCAUCGUGUGCGCCGAUUCCUCAGCUUCCCGACCGGAUCCGUGCUCACAGUCACUCCAAAGCUCACUAUCCCUUGGUACAGCGAGUUUAACGGCGAUAUAACCGGAAGUCAGCUGUACGCGUUCCCGAUCGAGCUCAACCUUCCCAACUCGACCCUCCGCUUCGCCACUCGAGACAGGCGUCCGGGGAACAUGUACGGCAGCGGCAUGAGCGGAGGGAGCAGCAGCAGCAGUAGCAGCAGCAGUAGUAGCAGUACCACUGGCAGCAGUAGCAGUAGCAGUGACACCACCACUAGGAGACCUGUUUUCGGCGGUCUCAACCUCAAUAGGUUUGAUGACAGUGACUAUGGUCAUAACAGUAUUUACGGCAGUGCUAACAGUGACGAGAGCGCGUACGGCUAUGCAGGGGCGUACGGCAGUACGUACCCCCACACUGGCAUGUACGGCAGUAUUUAUGCUCAUCCGUACGGCAGCGGGAGUCAUGCAUACGGCCAAGGCAGUGUAUACGGCGCCAGUGGCAGCGAUGCCUACGCCCAUGGGGAUCCAUACAGCAACGGGGACGGCAGUGCCUACGCCCAUGGCGCGCCCUACAGCAACAGUGACGGGAGUCCCUACGCUCACGGCGCUCACUAUAGCAACACCGAUGGCAGUGCCUACGCCUAUGGGGCUCCAUACAGCAACAGUGACAGCAGUACCUACGCUCACGGAGCGCCCUACAGCAACAGCGACGGCAGCGCCUCCGCCCACGGGUCUGCGAGCGAGAACGCGGGCGCACACGAAGAGGCUUCCCACGCCGUCUACAGCCGGUCAAUCGACGACCAGCGGACCACCGGUUUCACGUUCCUCAUGAAAAUCAUGGACAACCUGGGACUGGACGGGCGCACGUGCCUCCUGAGGGCGGUGUGCGAGGUCGCCGAGGAGCCCAUCGCCGACCUGGGGGUCACGGGAGAGGUCAUCAAUCUCUUCUUCAGCGCCGGCUUCGGGAGCGGCGAUGGCCAGCUGGCGGAGUUCGCGAGGGCGGAGGAGCGGGGGCGCCGGGAGGGGGGGUGCGGGCGCCUGUACCCCGCCUGCCCCCACCGCCUCAUGGAGCUCGUCACGGCCUCCAUGUCGUAUUUCCACCACGGCCUGGCGCACGUGGGCAAGGCCGGGGGCGCUUCCGAUAACUUGACCUAGGGCAUUCACACUCAGACAGAUCAACGUACACGUGCUUACACUCACGUACACAAGCUAGGGAAGAAAUACGCACAUACAUAAACUCACAUUCAAGCACACAAGCUAGGGGAGAAAUACGCACAUCCACAUACCCAGUCACACACGCAAGCUAGGGAAGAAAAACGCACUCACGAAAAUGUAAGCAAAGCACAAACAUACAAAACGCAAAAUACACAUACAUGUACACGUACGUAAGCACAGGAACACAUACAAAAAUUAAGAAACAGACAUACCCUUAUAAACACGUACAACUUAGGAUACACAUGCACGCUGUUAAAGACAUGCACUAUAUUUAUUCCGUAAGUUAUUUAAUAUUUAUUUUAUUUAUAUCAAUAUAUUGUUUUCAAUCUAUUUUUUGUUAUAAUGAUAUAUGUGAGAUGGCUUAGGGUGAUGAAUAUAUAUUUCUAUGAGUAACUAUCUUGUUGUAAAGAAUAUUUAUGAAGAAUAUUUACGAAGAUUAUUUAUAAAUGCAUAGAUGUAUAUAAUUGGUGUGGCUGAGAUUAUCCUGAAAACCAAAGAAUUGUUACUCCAGAUUAUGUAAUUAAAGAAUAAAAAAGAA